CGUGUAUGAGGUGUCCUUGGAUAGCCUUUGAAGUCUAUUAUCUCAAUUGAGUGGUCUUUGUUCGAGGAGAGAAGGCUUAUCUUGCAAAAAUCGAGCUGGAACGAGCAAAGGUCUGUGAACUCGAGCUGUGAGAGUGCUGAGACUGUUUGGUCGAUAUCUCGAGUUUUACAAGUCCAAUUAAGGCGUGUGAGAUACCCACAGAAAGCUCUCAAGACGAGGAAUCCGUGAAGGUCUGGUUUGCAGGAAUCGGAGUUGUGGAAGGCUUCCAAAUCGUCCGAGCAAAACACAACCUCGCAGGAGAGGAUUUAAUCUUCUAAAGAAUCGAGUUAGCCGGAAAACACCCGUUCUAGGGGCUGUUUUCGUAUCAACGAUUAAGGGUUGAACUAGCACUUUGAGGAGGCUGUUUAACACUCAUAUUUGAGCAAGGAAUCAGUCCCAAAUCCACCUUGACCAAAGAUUUGACCAUUGGACCAAGAAGGGAAAGUUUAAAGCUCAAUUGAGGUUGAGGCUAGAGCUUGCUUCCUGUGCUCGUGGAUCGAGUGAUUCCUUGGAGAGAAGACUUGAAAUGGACCGUGGUGGCAGGAUUACUAGGAGAAACCCGACGGGUCGUGUACCAGUGGAGACUGGACAGGGCAGUCGAAGGACCUCUAGGGCAUCUAGAGGAGCUGGCCGUGGAGGCCAAUCACAGACCGUGAGUGACGGUCAUGUCGACACGGAAAGUGAAACCUACUGGUCCUAUGAGGACUCGACCUAUCGACCGGAAACUGAACCGGUUGAGACCCCUUAUGAAGGGGAUGAUGAUGAUGUAAGUGAUGAGGAGGAAAAUGGCUCCUUAGCACGGAUUGAAGCACUACUUCAACAGUACCACCGUGAGCGUGAGGAGAGGAGGGAACGCCGAAGGCGCCGGGCUGGGCAACCUUCGGGCGGGGCUUCAAGAGGGAGAAGCCAUGGCGACUCUAGGGCCCACAUUGAACCACAUGGGGGUCGGGGUGAUGGAGGUCCAAUCAUAAGGAUCUCCAAAUACAUCAAAGAGGCACGAGACUUGGGGUGCAAACCGUUCG
Messenger RNA from Cuscuta epithymum, 1061 nucleotides. NCBI's taxonomy places the organism in Eukaryota, Viridiplantae, Streptophyta, Magnoliopsida, Solanales, Convolvulaceae. The record is from the annotation of a GenBank genome assembly.